Messenger RNA from Ostrinia nubilalis (European corn borer), 1911 nucleotides. RefSeq lists its product as uncharacterized. The record is from RefSeq and is a predicted model, not a curated record. Gene Ontology annotation, biological process: protein ubiquitination. The transcript is spliced from 4 exons. NCBI's taxonomy places the organism in Eukaryota, Metazoa, Arthropoda, Insecta, Lepidoptera, Crambidae. Gene Ontology annotation, molecular function: zinc ion binding; ubiquitin-protein transferase activity. The coding region runs from base 92 to 1237 and encodes 381 amino acids.
GACACAAACAUGACCAAGUGAUUUUUUUAAAUGAUUUUAUUUUGUAUAAAAAAUUUAGAAAUCCCACAAAAAUCGUUUAAAUUCUUGUGAAAUGCCCAAUACGAGGCGUCGGAGAUUUUCAGUACAAAAUGACAUCGGCGGUCGGGACUCGUCUAAAAUGCAAAAUGGGCUGCAAGCCAGCCAUCAAGAAACAGAUGAUACAAAAACUAUAGUAAACAAUCUGGUUUCUAUGAGGUCAUCAAAAUCCAAAAACAAAAUGUUUCCGAAUUCCUCAAAGAACACGAGCAGUCUCGAGAUAGUUGCUGAAUGUGAAAGUUGUACAUCAGCUGGCAAGAUUAAGUCAACCGUAGACAAAGAUGUUACAGCAAGCUCCAGUAGUAUUGAUCUAUUUAAUAUUCUAAACGUGGAUGAUGCACCAACAGACCAACCAGUGGAAACUAUAAGUCAAAAAGCAUCUCAAGUUAAAGAGAGAGAUGCGAGAUCUGUAAACAGAGAUAAAACUCCUCUGAGACGUGAAAAAUAUCCCCGGCAGCAUCGAAUCAAGGUUCGGAGUCCGAGGCGUCGACUGCCGGUUAUGGAUCAGAAAGCCAAUGACAGCUUCCACAGAUCUAUCGCAACAGGGGCAAUAGACUGGGAGCAAGAGGUGGAAGUGUGUAUGGAGCCGGCCACCAACUUGUCGGAGACAAUCGAAGAGCAGCAGAGAGUGAGCAAUCAUUCUCUGGAUGAUAUGUGCCGUAUUUGCCACGGAGGGGAAUCGUUGUCGAGUGAACUGGGGCAAUUGAUUUCUGCUUGUUCCUGCCGCGGGACAGUGGGGAGAGUUCACGUGAAGUGCUUGGAGCGAUGGUUGACGGAGUCGGGCAAGUCGAGAUGCGAGCUGUGCGGGACGAGGUAUGCGACGAGAAGAGUGCAUCGCUACGGCGUGCCUCGAGCGUUGCUCAUGUGGGUGCUCAGCCAGAAUGCUAAACAGUUGAUGGUUGACAGCUUGGGCAUCAUGCUGAUGUCUCCGCUGGCAGUCCUGGCCGCCUGGUUGUCUGGUCGGACGCUCGCUGGCCUGAUGACCCAGGAUAGCCACGCCACGCCCUGGCCACUCGCUUCUACCUUCGUACUGGCUUGUAUGACCCUUGUGUGCUACUACUGCUGGAUCGUAUCAGCGGCGACGCGACACGCCCUCGGCUGGUGGAUCUGGUACCGAUCACAAUAUGAAGUCAGAUUGCAGUUCCAAGAGAGCGAAGAGUAACGUUUAAAUCAAGAAAUCCCGAAUCAGAAAGAAAUCUUUUAAUCAACUUUUUAUAAUGGACAUUUUAGUAAACAUAAAGCUUUUUUAAGUUUUAAGAUUCCUAAUUUAUUUAUUUAUAAGUACAUUUAAUUGCAGGACGAUUGUAAACAUAAUAUUGAAAGGCUUUUAUAAUGGUGUCAAAAGUCAAAAACAACGGUAAAAUAUUUUAUUAUUUUGAAAUUAUUAACUGGUGGUUACAUUCUGAGUUUGUUUUCAACAAAAUGUAGAACUUGUGCUAAGAUCUCCACAAUAAACGCCUCGUUUUAAAAAUAUUUGUUUCAAUUAAUUAGUGCUAGUUUAUUCGAUAUGUUUUACUGCUAUAAAGUCUCGGAGCAAGAAAUAUUUAGUUAAGGCAAUAUUAAAUUCUUUUCUUCCUUCUUUUAGUUGAGGCGUAAUUUAAAGUCGCGCUGCGCCAAAAGACUCGAAACAAAGUUUUGUAUUGAAGGAAUUCCAAGAUAAACACUGAACUUAAGGUAGGCCAUUUGAAUUUCUUGUUUUCGUGAUUUUCAAAGACUGUUCUUCUGUUCCGAAAAGAUAGCCAAUAUUUUUUAUUUAUUUAUUUAUAUCAUUCACUUUAUCUGAUUCUAUUGUAAGGAACUAUUUAUCAUACCUACUUAGUUUAAGUUAUAUUAUUA